UGCAAGGGGGAGAUUUCUUUGUAAGGGACUAUUUACAGGCACUGUCUCGUUCUUUUGCAGAAUUGCGCAGGAAGGGGUUACUCGCACAAACCCCACCUCUGGACUUCGCUCUCCACCGAACUCAGCCCGGUGACUGGGUCCUGAUUAAGACUUGGAAGCCAGAGAAGUUACAGCCGCAGUGGGAAGCCCCAUUCCAGGUGCUACUGACCACCGAAGCCGCAGUAAGGACAAAAGAAAAAGGGUGGACCCACGCCGCGAGAAUCAAGGGACCCGUAAAGCCCGAAGAAGGUGCAGAAUGGACUUGCGUCCAGGGAGAAGACCCGAUGGUGCUAAAGCUCAAAAGACGGACAGAAUGAACUUUGGGACUGUAAUGUAUAUACUGCUAUUGUUGAGAAGCGCUGAAGGGGGAUGUGAUAAGUGCAGGACGACGGUAAGGGUGGGCAUGACGGUUUUUCCAGGGUCCUUUGUAUCACACUCUCAUGUAAACGAGAAAUGUUAUGACUACAACAAAAAGGAGGAAUGCCUGGAAAACGGAAGGCGAUAUUAUCAAGUAAGAAAUAAGGGAUAUGUGUGGGGGUUUGGGGGCCAAGGAUUAGGGGUAUAUGGGAGUGUUACCACUUGUCCUCCCAAGGAUAAAUGGCUAUGCAUUAACAAGGGAGGACAGUGGGAUAUUCCCUCGAUAUUGGUAGACGAUUAUGUGGAUAAAGUUAAGGAAACUAUAAUCCAGAAUGAGAAAAAGAAAAUAGCUGAGGAAACUCAACACAGACAAAAAGCUGCAGUCUCCACAGACCCAUCGAUAUACCAAGAAAUAGAAAGGGAGAUUACGCGACCAGACGUAAAAGAAAACCUCUUUAUAGAUCUGGCAACUCGGGUAGCAGGCAGUCUAAAUAUUAGCAACUGUUGGGUCUGUGGAGGGCCACACAUGAGUGAACAAUGGCCUUGGCGGGGUGAAAGCCUAAAUACAUGGGAAUUAAUUCAGCGGAACUGGACGGUGGUUAAGGAUAGAAGGAAGCAGGGGUGGGAACUAACGAAUCUCCCCGAAGGACAAAUAUGUGUUGCGCGGGACGGGGAAAUAAAAGUAGGAAAAAGCCCCUGUCAGAGCAUUAAGUAUAAAGAGCAGAGCGGAAACAUUACCUGGUGGCCAGAGGAACCGAAAUGGUAUAUUACCAUAGAACCAAAAGGAAACUGUACGCCCCUCGGGAAUACCCCCGAAGUAUGGAAUUGUACUGGAACGGACCCAUACCACGGAAUUCCCGGGGUGAGCGAGGUUUGGGACAAAGGACAGCGUGUUGCCCCAGAGGGAUUGUUUUGGAUUUGCGGAGGUAGGGCAUACACACGCCUGUUGCCCAACUGGGGGGAGUGUGUUUCCUGGGAAUUAUCCGGCCUGAAUUCUUCCUGUUGCCCGAGGAGGAUGACAAAGCAUUGGGGGUAAAGGUAUUUGAUUCCCUACGAAGAAGUAGGCGAGAGUUGCAGGUUGGAGACUGGGGAGAUAGCUGGCCACCCGCCCGGAUUAUUGAGUAUUAUGGACCAGCGACCUGGGCUCAGGAUGGGUCUUGGGGAUAUAGGACGCCCAUAUACAUGCUAAACCGAAUAAUCAGACUACAGGCGGUGGUAGAAGUAAUUACAAAUCAGACUGCAUUGGCCCUGGAAC
This is a messenger RNA of Hypanus sabinus (Atlantic stingray), 1651 nucleotides long. RefSeq lists its product as uncharacterized. Lineage: Eukaryota; Metazoa; Chordata; Chondrichthyes; Myliobatiformes; Dasyatidae. The record is from RefSeq and is a predicted model, not a curated record. The transcript has a single exon. Bases 296 to 1432 code for a protein of 378 amino acids.